CUCGCCGCCCGCGGGCGGCCGAGGGCGCUGCCCAUGGCGGGCCUUCUGCCGCCCUGCGGUCGGCGUGCCGGAAGUCCGAGCCCUGCCCUCGCCGAUCAACGGCUCAGGGCGCCAGCGACCUGCAGGUUGGCGGCGGCGGCCGCGCUGCGCGCCGCUGCGGCGGCGAUUUUGCCCAGUGUCCCGAAGGCCCGUUGCCGGGCUGCCCUGGCGGCGCGCCAGCGUGGGAACUGCCGGGGCGGCCGGCUCCUCAGGUAAGCUACGCCUUGGUUACAGGGGCGAGAUAUACCAAGCAGAAGGGUGGCCGACCCUGGGCGCAGCUGCGCACCUGGCUCUCGGAUACGCCCGGGGGCUCCUGGGCUUAUUUCAGCGACGAGGCUGACGCCCAGCUGCCCGCGUGGGAGGUGCCUGGCACCUCCGGCGGCUGGCGGCCUUCCGCGGGCGGUCUCCGCACGACCCCGACGGGGAGGGCAGUCCAGGAGGCGGCGGACCCCCUCCAGCAGGCGCUGGCCGCGGGACCGCCCACUGCCGGCGCGGGCGCCGGUGCCCCGUCCGACACCGCGUGGUGGGAGUCGUUCAUCGCCCGCGGGCCAGGCGUCCCAGUCGCGCUCCGCGCCGGGGCAGGGCCGCCCCCGCUGGACGGCGGCAGCGGCGCCGCAGAUCGCGCGCGCGCGCUGGCCAUCCUCUGCCUCUGUGGGCCAGGCAAGGAUGCCAAGAGGUGGCUGUAUGCAUUGUCGGUCAGCUUUCCCGUGCGGACCAUGAAGGAGGACGCCUCGUGCACGGGAAGAAUCUGCGACCCUGGUGGUGAGGGCACCUUCCUGCCGAUGUCUUACGAGCACGACUGGCCCAAGGGGGUUCGCAUCGCUUUGUACGGCGCCGGGCUGCUGUGGCUGUUCGCGGGAGUGGCCAUCAUCUCGGACAUUUUCAUGGCCGCCAUCGAGACGAUCACGUCGAAGAAGAAGCAGGCGAUCAACCCCGCCACAGGACAAAUGCAUACGGUCUUCAUCUGGAACGACACGGUGGCGAACCUCACGCUGAUGGCAAUCGGCUCUUCGUGCCCUGAGAUACUCCUUAGCGUAAUCGAGUUGCUCUCGAGGGAUUUCUUGAGCGGUGACCUUGGGCCGUCAACUAUCGUUGGCAGUGCAGCGUUCAACAUGUUCUGCAUUAGCGCUGUCUGCGUGUCGGCGCUUCCUCACAAUCACGUACGGAAAAUCGAGGACACCGGCGUAUUCUUCGUGACGGCGACGUUCUCAGUCUUUGCUUACCUGUGGCUGCUGUUUGUCGUGUCCGUCAGCUCUCCGAACGAGGUCACGAUCCUGGAAGGCGUCACUACGCUCCUCCUUCUCCCGGUGCUCGUCGGGCUUGCCUUCGCGGCGGACAAGGGCUACCUCGCGCUGUUCUUUCACACGCUUCUGCCUCGACAACGGCCACGACAGGUGGGCGUCACGGAUCUGUCGAAGGAGGAGUUGGCCGCUCUCCAGAUGGAGGUGAGGCAGGUGCACUCCGGCCUGGAGAUCUCAGACGAGCAGAUGGCACGGCUUAUUUGCUCACGCGCAGAGAAUAUGACCAAGACCCGGGCGACCUACCGCGUGGAGGCUACCAGGAACAUGUUCUCUGGGCAUCGGGUGUCACGGGUGCGGGAGAGCGGCAUGUAUGAUGCGUCCACCACGUCCAGCAAGUCUUGGUCCAGCCGGGACAUGCGGUCCAUGCGGUCCGUGAUCCCUUUGGGUGAGGAAGAGCCGCCGUAUAUGGAGACUUUCAGCGCCAAGAGUUUGAGGAGUAGUGGCAGCAUUGCCGAGUCCACGUCCCUGGCGAAGGUUGAGUUCGUCGCAGGGCAUUACGCAGUGCUCGAGAGCGUGGACAAGCUUGACGUUGCCGUGGUCAGGCGCGGAUGCCUUCAGGCUGCGCUGCAGGUGCACUACAAGUCGAGAGACGGUACUGCAUCCGCCGGUGAGGAUUACAUUCCCGUCGAGGGUGUCCUGGAGUUUGGGCCCGGUGAUACUCGAAAACAGAUUAGAGUCCAAAUUGUUGACGACAAGGCUUACGAGGUUGACGAGUACUUCUUCCUGGAGCUCAGCAGCCCGAUGCUUUUGAUCAACAGGGACCGCUUCACCGGAUCUGGCAGCCAACUGCUGGAGACACAGAAAGCGGAGCCGGAGGAGUUGACAGAGGCGAGGUUGGGCGUCAAUUCGACUUGCAAGAUUACCAUCAUCGAUGACGACGAGGUCGGUAUGUUGUAUUUUGAGUCGGACACCGUGUCCGUGACUGAGGGCACGGAGGAUGUCCACCUGACGGUGAAGGUGUUCAGGAAGAGUGGCAGCUGCGGCGACGUUUCCUGCAGAUACUUCACCGAGCAGGACAGCGCUGUGCAGGGCCUGGACUACGUCCACGUUGAGGGAGAGUUGGAGUUGAAGAACUCCCAGGUUUCUGCUGAUAUUGAGCUGACGAUCUUGCCGAGAGGGCGUUACGAAAGGCAGGAGAAGUUUCGCUUGUACUUGACAGACCCCAAGGGCGGGGUCACGUUUGACCCCAACACCGACGGCGGCGAAACCCAGAACAUUCUCACCAUCAUGAUUCGCCCAGACGAGGUUGAGAAGGAGAUGCUGGAGAAGGUGAUCUCCCACCUCGUCAAUAUGGACAACAUGCGCAUCGGAUAUUCGAAUUACAGGGACCAGUUUGUCAAUGCGUUAUUGGUGAAUGGCGGGGACGGCAUGGCCGUGACGCACUGGACUGAUUGGCUAGUGCACAUCGUAAUUGUUCCCUGGAAGUUGCUCUUCGCGUUGGUCCCGCCCUCUGACUACUGCGACGGCUGGCUCUGCUUCCUGGUUGCGCUGGGCAUGAUCGCGCUGGUGACCGCACUCAUCAACGACAUCGCCUCGUUGCUCGGCUGCGUACUAGACAUGCCCGACGCAAUCACCGCGAUAACGUUUGUGGCGCUCGGGACGUCACUGCCUGAUACCUUUGCAUCGAGGACUGCAGCGGUGCAGGAUCCAACCGCGGAUGCAUCGAUCGGCAACGUGACGGGCAGCAACUCGGUAAACGUGUUCCUGGGCUUGGGGCUGACGUGGACGAUCGGUGCGAUCUAUUGGCGCGGCACAGGCCGCUCGCCGGCUUGGCGCGAGCAGUAUCAGGAUUUCACCGAGGGCCGCGGGAAGUUCGUGGUGAUCGGAGGGAACCUGGGUUUCAGCGUCAUCGUUUUCUGUAUAUGUGCGGUGUGUUGCCUCACCAUCCUGUACGGUAGGCGCAGGGUGUACGGCGGGGAGCUUGGCGGCCCGAAGAACGUGCAGUUAUUAACCUCGGCCAUGCUGGUGUCUCUUUGGCUGGUGUACGUCGGGUUCUCCGUGUGGAAGAUCAUGGAGAAUUAUCCUUGCUAA
Messenger RNA from Prorocentrum cordatum, 3371 nucleotides. The record is from the annotation of a GenBank genome assembly. Lineage: Eukaryota; Dinophyceae; Prorocentrales; Prorocentraceae.